This is a messenger RNA of Athene cunicularia (burrowing owl), 5143 nucleotides long. RefSeq names its product pleckstrin homology and RUN domain containing M1 (gene PLEKHM1). NCBI's taxonomy places the organism in Eukaryota, Metazoa, Chordata, Aves, Strigiformes, Strigidae. The record is from RefSeq and is a predicted model, not a curated record. The transcript has 13 exons. The coding region runs from base 1311 to 4451 and encodes 1046 amino acids.
CGCGCUGACGUCACGAGGGGGCGGGGCCUGCGCGCUCCCGGCAAGGCCGGUACUUCCGGGUUCCCCGGGCGGAGGCGCGGAGCCGUGACCCCCAGUGCCACCAUCAAGGGAUGCGAGCCGCCCGCCGUGUCAGAUGGCCACCGAAUCGACCCGGAAACUCCUGCGCUGGCAACCCGAAGCGAUGCAAAAAUCGGGAGUAUAAAUACGGGGACAUCUCGCUGCCACGCGCUGGGGGUUUCACAACCCGCCUCGGCCUUGCGCCGUGGCUCUGUCGGCGGCAACGCUGAGGAGCAUCAACCCCAGCUUUACCUGCGGCCCUGGCAAGUUGUUGUCAGGUACAGAAGCAGGUGACAGCCUGAAUGAAAUAUUCAUUUGUGAGUGCUUGAGAAACACAAUCUUGCCAUCAAGGGCGGUGCUGGGAGCUCAGCGGCUGGUUUUCCUCCCCCAGCCGCUCCUGGGCGUCCUACUCGGUGCGCGGGGGCAGAAGUUGGAGGGCUUCGUCAGCAGCGACUCUUCUCCGUCCCCCAUCAGGUUUGUCAACUGCAAGGAGGACGUUUCCGCGGGGAAGAGGGUGGCACGUUGGUCCCUGUCCUUGACGCGAUGCCUGCGCUCCUGUAGCAGGAUGGCGGCCAGGCUGGGCGCAGGGAAGGACCUGAAGUUGGAUGCAAGGGUCCUGCUGCUGCUGCCAGCUGGGGCUGGGCUCUAACCCUGCCUUAACCCUCACCGAAUUAUCUCCGAGGGGUUUUAUCCUCCAACAAGCCAAUCCGCUGGCCGUGCCAGCUGGCUUCUCUGCCUCUGUGCUGCUUCUGCUCGGGGUCGGGCUGUGUGCUGAGUGUGGCUGGGCGUGCGCGGGCUCCGAGGGGAAGGCAGGAGCUGUGUAGGAGGAGAGGGCUGUCCCGACACCAGCCCUUGGAGCCACCGUCCCUCAGAGCCCUCAUUUCCCUGGGGUGGAGGGUGACUGGCACAGCACUCGUGCUUGGAAAAUGACUGGCUCCGCGUCCAGGCCUUGAGUCACCAGUUCACGCCGUCGUCGUGGGCUGUUGUUUUCCGUUUGCAAAGCACGAGCGGUGACCUGCUGUUUAUUUAUAACUCGGAGAGCGUCGCUUGUUGGGAGACUGAAGAGCCAAGCUCUGGGACGGGGUCUCUGCCUCUCCUGGCAUAAGGCUUGGUUUGAACAAGCCGUUCCUAAAGAAUUUGGCUGUUUUGCAGCAGUUUGGUAAAUAAACAGCUCUGCUCUCGCACCGGCGACUCUCUUCCUCGGUGACAUGUGAAGGCAGCGCCCGGCGUGGGGAGCAGCAGCAGCAGCUGAGAUGCAUUCGAGCCACGCUGAUGACCCCAAGGAAGCCAUACAGCUGAUCAAGAAGCAACUGGUGAAUGCCAUCAAGGCGUUGCAGAAGCAGUACGUGACCUCAGAUGCCGUUGUAACCAGUGACGAUGGGAAUGCAAACACCCUCUGCAGCGCUCUGGAAGCCGUUUUUGUGCAUGGGCUGAAGGCGAAGCACAUAAAGACAGAGAGUGGGGGGAAAGGGAAGAAAGCAGGGGGUCGGGGACCCCUUCCCCAGCCGGUCUUUUGGGGUCUGCUGAAGAGCAUCACCCAUCGAAAUAUUGUCUCAGAGCUGGAACAACUCAUCUUUAUCAAUACGGACGUUGGCCGCUGCCGAGCCUGGCUGAGGCUGGCUUUGAAUGAUGGCCUCGUGGAGUGUUACUUGAAUCUGCUGCUGCGGGAGAGGUCCCGGCUGCCCGAAUACUACCAGGCGACUGCUCUGCUCCUAGAUGCUGAAGAGUGUGAGUUUCUCCUUAGCUACUUGCAGGGCUUAUCAUCCUUAACCUUCGAGCUCUCCUAUAAAUCAGCAGUUUUGAACGAGUGGACUGUCACCCCUCUGUCCCUGUCUGGUCUGUGUCCUGUUUCGGAGCUGUUGGAGCCUCUCACGUCGACAUCCGAACCCCACAGAAAAGCCUCGCUGGGUUCGAUCUCCCAGUCAUCAGGAUCAGAUGAGAUAGAGAUUCCACCUUCCGUCCUACCCAUUGGCAAAGCCAGCAGCAAAAUCAAGCUGACAUCGUCCUCACUGAGCCUUAACACCACAAGCUCGUCCCAGCUCUCCUCCAGCCUGGGCUCCGACAGCGUCCUCCCCGCUCACUGCACCCGCAGCCCGGAGCGCAGCGAGGAGCCGCUCUCCUGUGACUCCGCCCUGGGGACGGCCACCACCGAGGACCUGGACAGGUCGCUGCAAGAGGUGUUGUCUGAGUUCAGCAAAGCCAAGCCAAGCCUGGAAGCCCCAGAGGGACGGCUGGUCCAAAGCACGCUGGGCUGCUCCCCCCGGCAGUCUGCCUGCCCCCCGGCCCCAGCGCCCAGCGCCCCAGCCCCAGCAGCUCACCAGCAGCCGCCCCCCGACAGUCCAGGCUGUGCUCGGCUGAGUGCCACGGUGGCCGCUGGCGAUGGGGCUGGGGAUGUGGCACCACAAGGCGGUGGCACAGCUGGCGUUUGGGCCCCGCGGCAAGGCAGUCCGAGCAGAGGAGAGACAGGCGGCAGCGGCACAGUGGGUGGCAGCGAGGCGAGCCAGGCAGUCCGCAGCCCGACGGCUGAAUACCUCCUCUCUCCGCUGCUGGGUUGUCCGAAAAGAAAGAGCUGGAUCUCAGAAGAUGAUUUCUACAGACCUUCCCCAGGAGAGAGCAGUGAAAGCAUGGCCAACACCAACGGCUUUGGGCCCGAGGAGGCUGUUGAGGGGCUGGCCCCAGGGCUCAUUAGUGCUCUGGACUUGGAAAGACUCUCGGUGCCAUCCUCAGAGAGCGGGAAGCCCAAAAUGUCACCCGAACGGGAACAAAAGGGCUUCAGCGUUGUGCACCGCAGGCAGAUGGGUCUUUCCAACCCUUUCCGAGGGCUCCUGAAGCUGGGCAGCCUGGAGCGGAGAGGAGCCAUGGGGAUAUGGAAGGAGUUUUCCUGCGAGCUGUCGCCACUGGAGCUCCGGCUCUUCCUGGACCACGAGGACCGCAUCUGUGUCGAGAGCUAUUCCCUGCUGCGGUGUGAGUCGCUGGCGCUGACGCACUUGGAUGGCCGUUUUGAGCUGGUUUUCCUGGGGAAAAAACUCUACCUACGAGCUCCUUCUCGAGACGAGGCUGAGGACUGGUUGGACAGGAUCCGUGAGGCUCUGCAGAAGUGCCGGCCUCAGCUGGAGGAGGAGGAAUGGGAGACACUGGAGUAUCUGGAAGAUGGUGCCGAAGGCCAGCCCGUCCAGAGCAACUCCGCUGCUCUUCUCCAGUACAGUGACAUGCCUGGGAACAGCUUUGACUGGACUCCAGCUCAUGAACCGGAGCUGGAUGCAAUAAAAGAGGCUGUUCUGUACAUGGACGUAGACAAAACCUGGGUCCCUUUUAUUUUUUCCCUGUCUCUAGAAACUUUAAAAUGCUUUAAGGUCAGGAACAACGACAAAAUUUUAAGCAACAGUUAUGGUAUAGAGACCAUCCAGGACAUCCUUCCAGACACGAGCCUUGGGGGACCCGCGUUCUUCAAGGUGAUCACCUCCAAAGCUGUCCUGAAGCUGCAGGCUGAGAAUGCAGAAGAAGCGGCCUCGUGGAGGGAGCUGGUCCGAGGGGUGCUCAUGUCCUACCUGGAGAGUGCGGAGGAGGCGCUGACGCUGGGUGGCAGCUUGGACGGGCAUUCCCAGGUCAUCCUGAAGAACAUCGUGAAGGAAAACGGCUUCUUGUUGCAAUACCUGGUGGCCAUCCCCAUGGAGAAAGGCCUGGACUCGCAGAGCUUCAUCUGUGCAGGCUGCUCCAGGCAGAUCGGCUUCUCCUUCACCAAGCCCAAGCUCUGCGCCUUCUCCGGCCUCUACUACUGCGACAGCUGCCACCGGGACGAGGAGACGGUGAUUCCUUCGCGCCUCAUCCACAACUGGGAUCUGACAAAACGAGGGGUUUGCCGUCAGGCUUUGAAGUUCCUCACCCAGAUCCGUAACCAGCCACUGAUCGACCUGAAGCUGGUCAACGAGAGCCUCUACGAGCACGUGGAGAGGAUGGGCCGGAUCCACCGGAGCAGGGAACAGCUGAAGCUGAUGGGAGAUUAUCUCAUCAUGUGCCGGAGCGGAGCCCUGAAGGAGCUGAGCAAGCGGCUUGAUCACAGGCACUACCUCUUGGAGUGUCCCCACAAAUACAGCGUCGCUGAUCUGAGGCAGAUCGCUGACGGCGUCUUCGAGACCUUCCUGCAGUCUCUGCUCCAGUUUGCUUCCCAUCACGUCUACAACUGUGACCUGUGCACCCAGCGUGGCUUCAUCUGCCAGAUCUGCAACAGCAGCGACAUCAUUUUUCCCUUCGAGUUUGACACUACCACCAGGUGCAGCAAAUGCAAAACCGUCUUCCACUGCCAAGCCGGCACCAAGCCGUGUCCCCGCUGCGAGCGCCGGCAGAGGUACCGCCGCAAGCUGGAGGUGGAGGCCAGUGCGGAGCCCAGCCCGUAGCAGCCACGGACUGACCUCGACACCGCCCGGGGCUUCUCGUUGCGCUGAGGGGAAGGGGCCAGCAGGAGACCCCCCUGCCCGGGCCCUGAUCCUGCACCCAGCCCUCCCCCGGGACAGGGAGCCCGCUGGGCGCUGGGGCGUGGGUGCUCCUGCCCUACAGAGGGACCCUCUGCCCACCCAGGGCUGAGCAAGGGGGGCUGGAAAGGGCCGUCCCCCCACUCACACUGACUUGGGGACACUCCCAGUCACCCUCCUGGUGCCAACCUGAUACAUCCCCUCCCAGUGGAAACCCAGCGGCAUUCCAGGGUGUAAAUCCGAGUUUCCAAUCAAGGGUGUGGAUAACUGACAUUGAUCAAAGCUCUAGUUUUUUAGGAUGUUCGAUACUGAAAAACUGGUAUUUUUUUACAUGGGGGUUUUGCACAAGCUGGCCUGCUCCGGGGAGGUGUCGGCAGCCGUGCGGGGAGGGGGCGAAGUGACACUUGUGCCUUUAGGGACCUGCACGCCUCGGGGGGACCGCGGGGGCUGGGGCUGGCCGAGCAUCUCCCGCUCGGAGAGAGCCCACCCAUCACCAUGGCCUCCGGGAAGAGAGGGGAGAGAAGAGCCGAGCUGCUCCUCCCCACCUGCUGCUUUUAAUCCUUGGAAGAAAUUUUAUUUUCCUUUCACCCUUCUCCAUGCAACAAUAAAGUUUAUUU